CAAGCUCAGGCAUUUAUUGCAGCUCUCAGCCAGGAGCAGCAGGGAAAGUUACACAUAAAGUGCUGGGGAGCAAGAGGGGAGACAGAAGCUUAUCCACCUUGGGAUACUUUAUUAUUUUUUUUUUCCUCUUGUGCUGAGAAGUUUUAUUUUCCUCUCCCCGGUCCCUGGGAUCCCAGCCAGACAGGAAGCAUUUUCUCACGGCCAGCGAGCUCCCUCCGUCCUUCCUGCGGCUCCCAGUGAUUCAGCCCUGAAUUGAUUUUCUCCGUCAUCCUUCACCUGGUGCUGGGAAGGAGAGGACCACUCCCGCAGCACCCCCCCACCCCGCAGCCUCACAACCGCAUCCCGCCCGGGGUGGAUGCUCCCCAGGGAAGUUCACAGCCAGGAGCAGCCACACAGAGGCUGAGGCUCUGUGGGAGAACCCCAGAGACACGCUUGGACCCCUCCAAAGGAAGCCAUGGCCGACAGCCAGAUGCCUUUCUCCUGCCAUUACCCCAGCAGGCGCAGUGUCCGCGACCCUUUCCGGGAGCCGGGCUUGACCUCGCGCCUGCUGGACGAUGACUUCGGCAUCUCCCCCUUCUCCGGGGACCUGACGGCGGACUGGCCUGACUGGGCUCGGCCCCGGCUCACCACUACCUGGCCGGGUCCCCUGCGUGCCGGCAUGAACCGCGCCUCCACCAUGGCCCCCAGCUACGGCACACGCUUCGGGGGGUACCCCGAGAGCCGCAGCCCUGCGCCCUUUCCCCGCGAGCCCUGGAAGGUGUGCGUCAACGUGCACAGCUUCAAACCUGAGGAGCUGACGGUCAAAACCAAGGAUGGCUACGUCGAGGUGUCAGGCAAACACGAGGAGCAGCAGGUGGAAGGAGGCAUCGUCUCCAAGAACUUCACCAAGAAAAUCCAGCUUCCCUACGAGGUGGACCCCAUCACCGUCUUUGCCUCCUUGUCACCGGAGGGGCUGCUGAUCAUUGAGGCACCCCAGAUCCCUCCCUACCAGCAGUACGGCGAGGGUGGCUGUGGCAGUGAGAUCCCCGUUGAGAGCCAAGAGGCCACCUGUGCCUGAGGGACCACCCACAUCCCUCCUGCACCCCAGCAUCCCUCCUUCCCUCUCCCUGCUCCCCUUGGAUCCCCGCUCCCCGGUCCCCUGCGGCGUGGCAUCCGGCGAGGGUGACGGGUGCUGCUCGCAGGGAUGGCAUCACCUGCCACCCCACGGGGGGCCCAGCUGAGAGCUGGGGUGUGUGUGCAGGGUGCCAGGCCACCGUCCUUGAGGGCUUGUAGCUGCCUGAGGUGCCAGUAGAGAUUUUGUGCCCAUGAGGCCGAGCAGAACGGAUAUUCUCACGAUGGUUAUUUUCUGCUCCGAGCCACUCGGACGGGAUAUUUAUAACAAUAGCAAAAAACAAGGGCGCUUUUUUUCUCUAGAUCUGAGGUGGAAUCCCAUAGCCCUGUGCCUUUUCCUCCUUCAUGGGUUGGGCUUGUUUUAAGCUACAUCUCUGCAAAGGACACGCGUCCGGCAGCGGAGCUUGACGGCACGGCCUCUGUCCUGAGGAACGCAAACCGUCCGCGUGUUUUGAACAUUGAGGUUUGGGUGUUGGGUGUUGGUUUGUGGUUUUUUUCUUGU
This is a messenger RNA of Dryobates pubescens (Downy woodpecker), 1612 nucleotides long. RefSeq names its product heat shock protein family B (small) member 8 (gene HSPB8). The transcript is spliced from 3 exons. The coding region runs from base 455 to 1057 and encodes 200 amino acids. Gene Ontology annotation, molecular function: protein homodimerization activity. Lineage: Eukaryota; Metazoa; Chordata; Aves; Piciformes; Picidae. Gene Ontology annotation, cellular component: nucleus; cytoplasm; protein folding chaperone complex. The record is from RefSeq and is a predicted model, not a curated record. Gene Ontology annotation, biological process: cellular response to unfolded protein.